UCAUCCUGGUCUUGGUGUGUGUGAGUCUGAUGUGGAUUCCAGUCAUCCAAACAGCCAAUAGUGGGCAGCUGUUUGAUUAUAUCCAGUCAGUGACUAGCUUUCUAGCUCCACCCAUUACUGCUGUAUUCCUAAUGGCUAUCUUCUGGCCACGUGCCAAUGAGCAGGGUGCAUUCUGGGGUCUGAUGACUGGCCUAGUGGUGGGACUGAUCCGCAUGGUUCUGGAGUUCUCCUAUGUAGCUCCUUCCUGUGGUCAGCCUGAUCACCGGCCUGCUAUCCUGGCUGAUGUCCACUACCUGUACUUUGCUCUCAUCCUGUUGGGUCUCACCUGCCUUAUCAUUGCUGCCGUCAGCUUGGCCACUGCCCCAAUACCCAAAGAACAUCUGUACAGGCUGACCUGGUGGUCCAGAUAUAGCCAGGAGCCUAGGAUCGACCUCACAGGUCCCCAGAUGACUUCUGACCCAGUGAACUCUAACUUCAGCAAUGACUCUGAUCCUUUGCCAGCUUCCUGGUGGCAGAGAGCUGCUCUGUGGCUCUGUGGUCUGACUGGUCCGAACUCUGGCCCCGCACCUCCAGGAACUGAAAACAGUGAGCUGAAUUCCUUGCAGGAGGACCCCCUCUGGCGAAGAGUCUGCAACAUUAACGCUCUGCUGCUACUGGCUCUUAAUGUGUUUCUCUGGGGAUACUUGGCUUAAUAUGCAGGUGUCAUAAAAUCCUGGAAAGGAUGUUAUUAGUAAGGUUAAACAGGUAUUUGGUUUUAUGUUGAAAAUGUAUGAUGACCUGAAAGCCUUGGUCCAGUGGCUAAACCAACCUAUUGCUGUACUGGAUCAGUAAUCUAUGCAACAACAGACUGUUGAUUUAGAAGUGUCUUAUCAGCAAAGACAUUUACUAUUUAAUAAUGAUCAUGUUCUACUUUGAUUUAACCA
This is a messenger RNA of Lates calcarifer (barramundi perch), 923 nucleotides long. Its product is annotated as sodium/glucose cotransporter 4-like. Bases 30 to 692 code for a protein of 220 amino acids. Gene Ontology annotation, cellular component: plasma membrane. The record is from RefSeq and is a predicted model, not a curated record. Gene Ontology annotation, biological process: transmembrane transport. The transcript has 3 exons. Lineage: Eukaryota; Metazoa; Chordata; Actinopteri; Centropomidae. Gene Ontology annotation, molecular function: D-glucose:sodium symporter activity.